Yamadazyma jaroonii is the source of this 1149-nucleotide messenger RNA. Lineage: Eukaryota; Fungi; Ascomycota; Pichiomycetes; Serinales; Debaryomycetaceae. The record is from the annotation of a GenBank genome assembly.
AUGACUCAACUACCCUCGGUGUCAAAAUUAAUAUCUGAUAAGGAUAAAUCUCCCUAUGGUGUGGAACAUAAGACCCCCAAUUUACCCACAAACCAUUUAAAUUCUUCCCCCAAUUCAAUCAUCUUACCCCCCUUGGACAUAAAUUACUCCCUUGAACAUCGUGGUUCUAAUGCUAGCUCCAUAGGUUCAAGACAACCGUCAUCUAAUCAAACCAUGACUUUGGAAAUGUUGGAUAAAAGAAGAAUCAAUUCUUUGCCUAUAAAUUCCAUAUUACCACCAUUACUGAACCAAAGUUCAUCCAAUUCCAUCCAUACUUUGAAUACGGUGAAUACGCCAUCAAUAACUCCCGGAACAGCUGGUCCUGGUUCGGAUUAUUUGAUGUACGAUUACUUUGAUGUUACGUCCAAUCCACUGGGAUAUCUGGUGCAGGGGCAUCCAAGUCACCAACAUCCAAGUCACCAACAUGCUAAUCACCAGAAUCCAAACCACCAGAAUCCAAACCACCAGAACCACCAGAAUCCAAACCACCAGAACCAUCAGAACCACCAGAAUCCAAACCACCAGAAUCCAAACCACCAGAAUCCAAACCACCAACAUCCAAACCAACCUCACCCAAAUCAAAGCCACAAACAAAGUCACCCCAAUCAAACCCCCCACCAAACUCCUCAUCAAACUCCUCAUCCUCACCCCCACCCCCAAAUCUCCCCUAACCAAAUUGUUCAACCAGUACUCAUGAAUCAAGUCCAACCCCAAGUCAUCCAUUUCCCUCCCAUGCAUCAAAUGAUGAACCAACCAAUCCAUGGAAUUCCCCAAUUGACACAAAUGUCUCUCCCCAAUCAACCAUUAUCAGCUAUGCAAUCCCUUCAACCCGGUCUUCAAACCAUCCAAUCCCUCCAACCAGGUCUUCAGCCUGGUCUCCAACCCGGACUUCAACCCAAUAUCAUGAUCCCCGUAUGGAACCCCUAUUUAGAAGAAAAUCAAGCCCUCAUCAACAAAAGAAGAAUCAUCAAAAGAAGAACCAGAACAGGUUGUUUGACCUGUAGAAAAAGAAGGAUUAAGUGUGAUGAACGGAAACCUCAUUGCUUUAAUUGUGAAAGAAGUAGAAAAGUUUGUCUUGGUUACGAAAAUUUAAAGAAAAGAGACGAUUAA